Molecule: messenger RNA, 2823 nt
Organism: Bactrocera tryoni
Lineage: Eukaryota; Metazoa; Arthropoda; Insecta; Diptera; Tephritidae
Gene: dpr18
Exons: 8
Coding region: 600-2117 (505 amino acids)
Biological process (GO): synapse organization
Cellular component (GO): neuron projection membrane
Source: RefSeq, a predicted model, not a curated record
UUUGUUCCUGUUUCUGAAGAUGUCCGUGCGAGUGAAUGCGGAUAAUGCCUUAGUGGACCCAAAAAAAGAGCUACCCAGUGCAUAUACAAAUGGCAGUGAAAUGUGUGAAAAGUCAAUGUUGCGCAUAAAAAGUUAAUUGUCAGAAAGCGGAAGCCACUCAAACCUUAAAUGUUGUAUGUUAAAUAUCAAAAACACCCCAACACUCAGAUGGAUAACCAAAGCUAUUACGUCGCCUUUAUGCCGGAUAUACCAGCUAGAAAGUGAUUAUGUGUGUCAGUUUGAGAAAAAAUAUUUAUUUGCCCUGAAAUGUAAAGGUGUAAAACGCUAGUUUGGAGAAUAAAGAGAAAACGUCGACCCAAAACAAAUAAAGACGACAGUUAGUAAUAAGCAACUAAAUAACAUUUGGAUACAGUGACCAAAACUAAAUAUACAAUAAGUGAUGCUAAUUGAAUAAUAAUGGAAUUACGGUGGAGUUCAGGGAAUAAAAUAUUAUUUAACACAGUACAAGAGAUACCUUUCGCAGGAGCAAGGACGUAAAAUGAAAAGACAGUCUACAACGGUAUUGUUUCCGUACAUAAUCAAGAAAGGAAGAGAGAAGAAUGAGGCAUUUAUUGAAUUUCUACGAUUUGCGACUUAUGUCUUUAAUAACAUUUUUGACGAUCAUUGCUGCGCAAAAUCAAAUAUUACCAACUUUGGCUUGGCCAUUGAUAAAUACUAGAGUUAACAUCGAUUUCAACUCCACAGCUAUGGAAAAAAUCGGCUCAAAAUUAUCUUUAUCAUCAGCGUCUAUAGGAGUAGUUACUACUGCAACAACGCCAACAACAUUCACCGCAUCAUCGCUUUACAGCAUUUCACAGAAGAUACCCAUUACUAGGAGUGUAAUAUCAAACGGCGUGAUAGAUGAAGGCAAAGCUAGCACAAGUGCGAUGGGCAGUACGAACUCUAAUUUCUCGAUUUCGUCGUCAACAACAAAAUUGAAUUCAUUUACAAGCACCAGCAAACUACCGUUCGAUUAUACACUGAACAAGAAAUGGACCAGCUCGGACGCUGUUAGCUUUCGCGCUUCAUCUCCGAUGGUGCCAGAAACGUCGAUGGCGGCUACACCGCCGGAUAGAUCGCGAACCUUUCGCAACAAACAUCAUCACGAACAUCAUUGGGGUCCAUUUUUUGAAGAACCCCUCAACUCAACAGCGUCAGGAGAAAAUGUCGUCUCUACUGCGCAUUUAUAUACGGAAGCUGUACUUAAUUGCAGAGUGGGGAUGCUAAAAGAUAAAACAGUAAUGUGGGUCAGACGAACAACAGAAAAGGUCUCCUUACUAACUGUUGGCAAUAUAACAUAUAGCGGAGAUCCAAGAAUUCGCGUCAAGUUUCAGUAUCCAAACAAUUGGCGGCUGCUCAUUAAUCCUACACAAAGAGAGGAUGCCGGCGUUUAUAUGUGUCAAGUGUCCACGCAUCCACCGCGAGUCUUCACAACAAAUCUAACCAUAUUAGAACCUCCAUUACGUUUAAUAGAUGAACAGGAACGAGAAGUAAGUGACCGGUAUUACAAAGCCGGGAGCACCAUCGACCUUUACUGCCAAGUAUCGCGAAGUUUUCUAAUCAAGGAGAAUAUAAAAAUUGCAAAAUCUUUACAACCAUUCGAGCAAAAUCAAACAAAAGGAACCCCCAAUAAAAGUCAAAUAGGAGCCAAUCGCUUGGGUUCCGGAUACAAUGAGUUAGUAUCGACGAGCAAUCACAGUAAUGCCAAGAUUUCCGGCCUCGCUUUGGAAAAACAGUUUAGCAACAUGAUUUUUUGGACAAAAGAUGAUGAAAUAUUACCAUUUACCGCCAUCAAACGAUCAAGCACCUCGGAAAAAUGGCUUAUUAGUCGAGUUUCCAUACCAGAUGCCAAGCUUAUUGAUAGUGGAAACUAUUCAUGUUCUAUUGGUAAGGUCUUCACUGCAAUAGUUCAGGUUCAAGUGCUGACAGGGGAAUUGCCAGCUGCCGUACAGCAUAACGCCGCUCCGAAAUUACUGCGCUCAGUGACCGCCCUUUCAAAUUGGCUAUGCUGUAUAUUAUUAUUGUUGCCUUCAAUGUUACUUCGCGAAACAUAUCGCCUUCCUCUUGAAAUGGCUUAAAAAGCACAUAUUAACUUGCACUCACGUAUACACAUACAUAUGUACAUAUGUAGAUAUGCAGAUAUAUAGGUUAAAUUGUUUCAGGAUGCGUUAAAAUUUAUUAUAAUACAACUUAGAUACGAUUUUUAAUAUCUUUCGACUUGCGAUAACUUUAUACAUACAUAUUUGUUGUUAAGUAAAUACAAUUUGUUAAUGUGUACAUGGAUAUGAUUAAACGAUUAAAUAUAAUUCUUAACUGAAUCAAAAUGAUGGAAAUGUAAAUGGCUGUAAGCUCCUUUUGAAUGCAACCAAUCUAAGGCCAAAAUAAAUAUAAUAAGCCUUCGUCUGCACAUACUCACGGUAAUUGUACAUAUAUAUUUGUUCAUAUGAAAGGGCAUUUACGCAGAGUAAUUUAGUAAUAUUUUGAAAUUUAUUUAGUAAUCUAAGCUACAUACAUGCAUAUAUGAAUUGUACGCAUACAAAUGUAUCUAUUUACAUAUAAGAAGUAAUCUUUAUGGUAAGAGAUUGUACAAUAUUAUAAUAAAACCGUCGCACAGUAAUUCGCAUCCAUAAAUUAUACUUUGAAGUCAAAAAGGUUUAACCACUUUGAAGUGCAAUAUAUUGAUGAAAUAUGCUUCAAUUUAUUGCAUUUCUCUCGGUUUUUUGUGGGACGAAUUACUCUUCGUCGAAAAAAUGGCAAAUGAAUAAAAACUAACUAUAACAAUGA